CAAUAAUGUCAUACUCAUUUGAAUAGUCAUCGUCAUAUUAUUUGGUCUUUGUUUGUUUGUGUGAACCAAUAGUCUUGUCAGUGAUAUAAGUAUUUCAGGGUCAACAACAUUCUUAUCAUGGAGAUUUAUAAAUGAGUAAUGGGCGUAUGUUGUGAAUCACUCAUCUCAUUCUGACUCUGAGUUAGUUGCUGCUUUGUUGUGCAAACGAAAGCUGCUUAUUUUGUUUCCUUUCAUUUGUGUGUGUUGGUUUGAUUUAAUUAAACAAUGUCUGCUGAAGACCCAAGUAUUCCAAACACCUCUGUUGAUAACAACUUCAUAGAGUUCCAAAAGUUUAUAAAGAAGUUUGAGAGGGAGUAUCGCAAUUUUGAAGAGUUUGAGUUGCGAUACAAGAUUUUUUUGGAGAGUCUCAAGUCAAUUGAUGAACUGAAUAAUGCUCCUGGUCAAACGGCAACAUUUGGUGUCACUCACUUUGCUGACAGAACUGAGCAUGAGAAGAAACGAAACAUGGGAGUCUUGAAGCGUCCAAAUUAAGACGACCAGGUCCAGUUUUCAAGCUCUAUGGAGUCACACCAACAGUGUUAAUGCUGUGAUAAUUCAUAUAUGCAUUUUCAGAUGUAUUUUCAAUGUUUUUGUGAUAUAAAUAUAUUUUAUGUGAUUUAAAA
This is a messenger RNA of Homalodisca vitripennis (glassy-winged sharpshooter), 662 nucleotides long. Its product is annotated as putative cysteine proteinase CG12163. The record is from RefSeq and is a predicted model, not a curated record. The transcript is spliced from 3 exons. Bases 265 to 531 code for a protein of 88 amino acids. NCBI's taxonomy places the organism in Eukaryota, Metazoa, Arthropoda, Insecta, Hemiptera, Cicadellidae.